GGCAAUUUGCUUUGUAAGCUAAAUUGUACGGAACUUAAAAACAGACAGUUUCAGUCAGUACUCUUUUUCAUUGAAACCAGAGACGAAUAUGAACAACUCUCUUUAUAAUGGCAAUGAUACAGCAUCGGAGGACUGGUCAACUGCAGGGAACACCAUAGCCUGCGUGAUCCUGAGUGUGUCAUUCUUUGUGGGCACACCUGGAAACCUGCUGGUGGUGUGGACCAUCUUGAAGCAUGUGAAACAGCGAUCACAUAUAGUGCUGCUCAUCCUCCAUCUAGCAGUCGCAGACCUUCUAGUGCUGAUCACUCUGCCACUUUGGAUCUACUCGCUGGCUCAUUCAUGGGUGUUCGGAGAGGCCACCUGCAAAAUCAUGACUUACAUCAUCAGUGCUUGUAUGUACAGCAGCAUCUUCCUCAUCACCAUCAUGAGUGUGGAGCGCUUUCUGGCUGUCAGGUACCCCUUAAAGAUGCUGUAUUGGCAAAAUAGGACAUCCAUGUUCAGAAUACUGGUAGUGACUUGGAUCCUAUCAUUCAUUUUGGGAACUCCAGUAAUCUUGACCCAGUAUGUAGAUGAUGAUGAUGGUGUAAAACACUGCUUGUACCAGGAGUACAACUCUGUGCCAUUUGAAGUCUUCUAUUUGUGUUUGGAGACUCUGCUUGGCUUUAUCAUUCCCUUUGUCACACUCACAGUCUGCUACUGCCAAGUUGCAUCAAGGCUUCAAAAGUUGCGUUUCAAGAGAAAGCAGAAAUCCAUCUUCCUGAUUGGGGGAGUGGUAAUGGCCUUCAUUUUGUGUUGGUUACCCCACCACAUCCUCAAUGUCUUAGGUAUAGUGCAUCUUUUAGUAGGACAAUCAGUUUUAAAAUUGUCCAAUCAGGACAAUUUUACAACUUGUUGCCAUGAAGAUGUAAUGUCAGCAAACCCUAAAAUGGCUGUAAUAAUUACGAUUUAAACAACUUUACAGCUCAAAUAAUACACAAGUUUUAACAGAGGAAUAAAUGUGGUGCUUUAUAAAAUUAUAAGCUUCACAUUUCUGUCUUUAAACCCUCCAAGAAUUGCCCCUAUUCACUUCCAUUGUAAGUGCCUCACUGUUACCUCAAUUGUUUUCUUUUUUAAAUGAAAAGCACAGACGAGUCAUAAUUAUUUAUUGUGGUAAUCAGUACUAUCCCACAAAUGCUGUCGAUUGAGCUGAACUCUUACUGAAUCCGGAAUAUUCUUUUAAACUCUUUAGAGGUUUCGAUCAUUUUUAUGGUUUAUUUUUUAUGAUGUUUUUUUUUUUUUAAUCCAAUAUUUCCCCACUACAAAGAUGUGAUUUUUCUUAAAGUUCUAUAAAAAUCUAGAAUAUUUGUAGUGCAAUGCUUAAAAAUGUUACCAAAAAAUGUCUGAAUGUCCAAUACAUGACUGAUUUUGUUGCCCUCCUAAUACAAAGGUAUGGACAAAUACAAGCGCAGUCAUACACUUUACUGUAUCAAUCUUACAUAUGUUAAAUCCCUCCCUUAUUCAGAAAAAAAUGUAGGCUAAUCUUGUAUGGGAAAUGUAAAUGUUUCUUGUUCUGUGCUUUAAGAAAUUGGUCAAAAAUGCACAUGUAGGUAAUUUGACUGAGCUCAGUGAGUUGGAUGUCAUUUUCCAGGAAAUGAUCUUACUGCUGAUGGUGUAUUACACCAUUUUUAAUUGAGUCAUUCCAUAAAAUCAAUGAAUUUUGUGCCCCUCAUUAACUUAUGUGUAAACAAUGAUUUUAGCAAUAAAUAACUAAUGCCAACUUUUACAAUGUGUUGUUAUAGCAAAAAUCAUCAAAAAAUCCAGUAACUUUAUUUUAUUUUUAAGUGUUUUUUUUUUUUUUUUUUUUCAUCAUCUUUCUUAAUGAGGAUUCAAUCUGUCCUGUCCCCAGCCCUGUAUUUCCAAAUUCUCCUUGGGAAUUAGCAGAUAUACACAUUUUGAUUGAA
Messenger RNA from Myxocyprinus asiaticus (Chinese sucker), 1940 nucleotides. RefSeq lists its product as uncharacterized. Gene Ontology annotation, biological process: G protein-coupled receptor signaling pathway. Gene Ontology annotation, molecular function: G protein-coupled receptor activity. Gene Ontology annotation, cellular component: membrane. Lineage: Eukaryota; Metazoa; Chordata; Actinopteri; Cypriniformes; Catostomidae. The coding region runs from base 89 to 949 and encodes 286 amino acids. The record is from RefSeq and is a predicted model, not a curated record. The transcript has a single exon.